Molecule: messenger RNA, 897 nt
Organism: Linum tenue
Lineage: Eukaryota; Viridiplantae; Streptophyta; Magnoliopsida; Malpighiales; Linaceae
Source: the annotation of a GenBank genome assembly
AUGGCUUCCCGUUACGAGGCCGAAGUGGUGAUCUCAUCGGCGAAAGACCUCAAGAACAUCAACUGGCGCCACGGCCCGCUCCGCCCAUACGCCGUCGUCUGGGUCGACCCGAACCAGAAAUCGUCCACCCGGGUCGACGAGGAAGGCGACAAUUCCCCCCUGUGGGACCACACCCUCGUCAUCCCGCUCCCGCCGGGCCCGAUCGACUCCCACACGCUCCACAUCGACGUCGUCCACGCCGGCCGGGAGGAGGACACCAAGCCGCUCAUCGGAUCGGCCAAGCUCCCUCUCCGUGACGUCAUCGACGAGGCCGGCGGCGUCGGCAGCGGGGAGCGGGUCAAGCGAUCGUUGACCCUCAAGCGCCCUUCCGGCAGGCCUCAGGGGAAAAUCGAGGUGAAGGUCGCGGUGAGGGAGCCGAUUUACCAGGCGCCCGACGCGCGCUACGCGCCCCCUUAUGGAUACGGGGUUCCCGUGUCGCGCGAUCCUUACGCGCCGGGUCCUCCAGCGGGUUACGGGGCUCCGUACGGGGGACCGCCUAAUUACGGGUACGGGGCACCGGUUCCCCAGCCUUACUACGCCGCGGCGGCUCCGCCGCCAAGCGGGUAUCCGGUGGGGUACGGGAGCGGCGGGGGGUACGGCGCUCCGCCGCCGACGGCGGCGUACGGGCAGCCGAGCUACGGAGGUGGGUACGGGCAGAAUCAAACGGGCUAUGUGCAGGAGGAGAAGAAGAAGGGUAAGUUCGGCGGGAUGGGGACCGGAUUGGCUGUGGGCGCGGUAGCCGGAGCUCUGGGUGGGAUCGCAUUGGUGGAAGGGUUUGAUGCUUUGGAGGAUAAGAUCGCCGACGACGCGGCGGAGAAGGUGGAGGAUGACUUGGGAUACGACGACGAUGAUUUCUAG